AUGACUCAGAAUGAUAUUCAAAGAGUUACUGAGCUUAGUGGGUUUAAAGUUGGGAAGCUCCCUUUUACAUACCUUGGAGUGCCUAUAUCUACUUCAAAGUUGAAGGCUAAAGACUGUCAAAGCCUAGUUGAGAAGAUGGUUAUCAGGAUAAGGGUGUGGGGAACUAGACACUUGUCUUUUGCUGCUAGGUGCCAACUAGUAAAUAGUGUCCUCAUGAGUAUACAUACAUAUUGGGGGCAGCUUUUCAUCAUACCUAAGAGUAUCCUGAAAGAGGUUAACUCAAUAUGCAGAUGCUUUUUGUGGUCUGGCACUCACAAUGACACAAGACCUGGAGCAGUUGCUUGGGAUAAGCUAUGUAGAAACAAAAAAGAAGGUGGUUUGGGAUUUAGGGAAACUGGAAUAUGGAAUAUGAUAGCUCUUUGUAAGCUUGCCUGGGGUGUUGCCCAAAAGCAAGACAAUCUUUGGGUUAAAUGGGUGCAUGGUAUUUAUAUCAAAGAUGCAAAUUGGGAGAACUAUACAGCCCCUGUCCAUGCAAGCUGGUCAUGGAAAUAUGUGUGUCAAGCAAAAAAUAUGAUGAAUGAGAAGAAUAAUGGAGGGCAAUGGCUCAUGAAUGGUCAGUUCAGCAUCAAGCAACAUUAUCAGACCUUACUGAGUGGAAGCAGGCCAGUUAACUGGGCUAGAUAUGUUUGGAAUAGGUACUCCAUUCCUAAACAUAGACUUAUUAUGUGGCUUGCCAUUCAAAAUAGAUUGAAGACUAGACAAAGACUAAAGAUGAUGAAUGUAUUGCAAUGGUUAGGGGUCGCAUGGAGAACAAGGAAUCUGGACCAGUUCUGCAGAUGGUCUAGAAAUAGAUACACAGGAAAUAGGACUAGGAAAAUGGUCUUAUUGUCAGCUAUAGCUGCUACUGUGUGUACAAUUUGGAGGAACAGGAACUCUGCUUAUUGGGAACAGGUUAUAAUGACUGUUAGCAAGGCGGUGCAGGAAAUUAAAAUGAAUGUAAAGUUUCGUAUUACUCAGAUCCUUAGUGAUAAGGUCAAAGAGAGGGAUAGGAGAUGGAUCCAUAGUUUGUAA
Molecule: messenger RNA, 1071 nt
Organism: Beta vulgaris subsp. vulgaris (sugar beet)
Lineage: Eukaryota; Viridiplantae; Streptophyta; Magnoliopsida; Caryophyllales; Amaranthaceae
Exons: 2
Coding region: 1-1071 (356 amino acids)
Source: RefSeq, a predicted model, not a curated record